Messenger RNA from Trichosurus vulpecula (common brushtail), 2169 nucleotides. It is a transcript of the gene GDPD4, whose product is annotated as glycerophosphodiester phosphodiesterase domain containing 4. Gene Ontology annotation, molecular function: glycerophosphodiester phosphodiesterase activity. Lineage: Eukaryota; Metazoa; Chordata; Mammalia; Diprotodontia; Phalangeridae. The transcript has 20 exons. The record is from RefSeq and is a predicted model, not a curated record. Gene Ontology annotation, cellular component: membrane. The annotation marks the transcript as partial. Gene Ontology annotation, biological process: lipid metabolic process.
AUGGGAGUUGGAACCAGGUUAGAGACUGACUUGGCUGGAAUCAGAGACACUGACUCUCUCACCUUGGUCCUUCCAGAAACACGCAUGCUUUCGCUGCCUGUACAGGGCAGGUUUUUUGAUCCUAACAUACUGAACGUGAGCAGACUAAAGAGGCUGAAGCGGAGGAUAACCCAGCAUUAUGAACGACGUCACUUCAUCACUCUCCUGCAGGGCCUAUACAGCUGCCGCUGGAGACGCUACCAGUGGUUUGAGCUGGAGUCUCGUACCACUUGCUGUUUGAGGGGAGAUCAGAUAUUUUUCCCCUUCAUGGUUGCAGCAUUAUGCAUGUCGUCCAUAUUUCUAUACAUGUGGCUGGAAGCAAAGAAUGACUAUGCCAGUUUUGAUGAGUACAUUUACCAGUUCACAAAUUACUGGUUUUUCUGGUCCUUCUUUCUGGUGGUUGCAGCUUCAGUCAUGUUCACUUACAUCAUACUGCUCAUGAUCCUAGGGAUGUGUUUGCUAGCAGAAGGCCAGCAGCUAUACCUGCAUUGGUGCAAUAAGAUUGGCACCCUGCUGGUCUUGAGCAUAUGCAUCUUUGGUUUUCUAAUCGUAAACUUACUUUGUGAGGAAAAAUGGAAAGCUGCUGAGGUAUCACUACAGAUAACUGCUCCCUACAUCCACAUCUUUGGAAUAUGCAUGAUGGUAGUUUUCUCAUGGCCUAUUGCCCUCUAUUUUGCCAAGCUGAAUACAACAGCUCUUAUGGAGGUGGAACACAGAGGUCAGAAAGAAGCCUAUGAAAAGUCUAGGAAGAUAAUGAAAAUUAGAGCCAUUCAGUUCAUCAUCAUUAUUUUCUUCCUGGCCGUUCUUCUCAUUAUGUACGUCAUCCCCCUAGGGAUACGUUCUCCCUGUCUCCGACAAAACAAGACACUGGGACCCAAACCAACUUUCUUUGGGCACAGAGGCGCACCAAUGCUGGCGCCAGAGAAUACCCAGAUGGCCUUUGAGAAGGCUAUUGAACAUGGUGCCGCAGGGCUGGAGACUGAUGUCACCCUCAGUUAUGAUGGUGUUCCUUUCCUUAUGCAUGACCCCACCCUGAGGAGAACAACUAAUAUCCAUGAGAUCUUGCCGGAUUUCUCUGACAUGCCUGCCUCUAUGUUCACUUGGAAAACCCUGGAAACCCUGAACUCAGGCCAAUGGUUCUUCAAGGCUAAGCCAUAUAAAUACAUGGCGCCACUGACUAAAAAGGAUGAAGAGAUGGCAAAGAAUCAGUCAAUUAUGAAACUAAGCAAUUUCUUGAGACUUGCAAACAAGGAAAAUAAACUGGUGAUAUUUGAUCUCUACCGUCCCCCAAGGAAACAUCCUUACAGACAUAGAUGGAUCAUGAAAGUGUUAGAAGUGAUGAUCAAUGAAGUCGGGAUUAAAAGUCACCUGGUCCUUUGGUUGCCAGGGCAGUACAGGUCAGAUGUUCGAAUGAUAGCUCCACAUUACACACAAGUGUUGGGAGCGAAGUUACCUCUCGUUGACCUCCUGAGAAUGGGAAUUAAAGGAUUGAACCUUGGUUACAAGGACAUGAACAGCAAGGAUAUCAAGGAAUAUGAGAAAUAUGGCAUCUUCACCAACAUAUACGUCAUCAAUGAGCCCUGGUUAUACUCCCUGGCCUGGUGUGCUGGGGUUCAUUCGGUCACCACUAAUGCCAUCCAGAUACUGAGGAACGUGAAAAGGCCAUACUUCUUAAUGACGCCGGAUGAGUAUAUGAGAAGGUGGAUACUGCUGGACUUCAUUUCUGCCUUAGUCAUUAUGGUUGUGUUUUUUUUCCACUGGUGGAGACAGAAAGGAUGGUGUGAAUCGAGUGUGAAAAACUCAAGACCAGAAUUUCCAAUGUCCGGGGUUACAGGUAUCAAAGAGAAUAUCGAGGAGGUCCAACAACAGAAUAAGAACAAUGAAAAUCAGAAAGAAAUACCAGUAUCACCGAGUUCUUCUGACAAAAGCACAGCAGAUUAUUGGGAUUCCCUCUUAGAAAUGAAGCUAGAAAACAUGAAAAUGACCAGGAGCCUGAGCACAGAGAGUGUUAUGGGAUCGAACGAUGAAGAUAUGCAAGGAAAUAUGUUUCCUACAAGCAUAAGCAAAGACACUGGGAAAGGAUCAGAUGAAGAAGAAGUACUAGGCAUGUCUCAUUUUAUAGGAGAAGAG